AUGGACAUCUCUUGACUCCUUUUAAGGCAUGGCCGAUAGCUGGUGGAAUCUUAGCAGAAUCACCAUUGAGUGUAACUAGUACCUCGGAACUCAUUAUCACUGGUCACUCAGAUGGAUCUGUGAAGUUCUGGGAGGCCUCUUCAGCUGUCUUAAGAUGUCUCUACAAGCUGUCAACAAGCAAAGUUUUUGAGAAGAACACAGGUCAGCCAGAGAACAGUGAAACAAACGGUAAAGAUGCACAGUCUGAAGGUAGUAGCGGCACCAGCAGUGAACACUCUCCACCCUCGAUGGUCGACAUUGACUGCUAUGCUGUCAACAUGAUAGAACUGUGUGUCCGAAGUAGGACACUUCUUGUGGCAGGCACCAGCCAUGUUAUAGUUUACCAGUUUAGCACUGUGGAAGAGACUUUAGAAUUUGUGCAACUAGACAUCAGUCUUCUGUUCGACCUGGGUCUGGAUUUGUCACCAGACUCUGAGGUUUCAAGCCCCACUGAGGAUAAAGGAGAGGGACUGGUUCACAGUCCGACCUCAGUCUCCAUGACUGUGUCAUGUCCCACUCUGACUUGUAAAACUGGUGUGUACAAGAGGUCACCUGGAUUUCAGCCCACGGUCUGUUGCAUGAUUCCAGCAGUAGGAUCAGAUACAGUGCCACUUAGUAAUAUGGCUGUCAGCUCAGAAUUUGGAGUGAUUUCUAUCAGCAAUGGACCCUCUUUAGCACUGGUUGAUAUAGUUCAAAAGAAACUCAUUACAGUGCUGUCAGCCCAAGAUAUGUCUGCUGUUUCAGAAUCGCCAUCAUCAGUAUCAACUCCUGUCACAGCUGGCAUGCCGAUAUCAUUCACUAUGAGUGCUGAUGGAACAGGGGGGGAAUUCCACAUUGAUAUUAGUAGCUCAAAAUCUGAGAAAAGAAAGAGCCGCCCCCCUAGGCCACCUCCCCCAGGGAGACGUCUUAGUGCUAGGCCUGCUAGUGAGAUACAGAUUGAGAGUGAAGCUGUCGAUGGCAUACGACCUAGAACUACCAGCGUACCCAAUAUGGACAGUGGCCCCCCUGACAGCAUCAGCUGUGUGCGGUUUGCAUGCACCUUCACUAAAAAGAAUGAUAAUUUAGUCAGUCCCUGUCUUUGGGUUGGAACAGCCCUCGGAAACGUGUUCGUUGUGGUGCUUAACUUGCCUGCCAGAGACCAGAGAGAGUCACAGCCUGUGCUGACUAUAACCACAGGGACGUUAUGUCAACCUAAAGCGGGAAUGAUUCUGAGGAUGGCUAUCAUGGAUUGUCAGGGGCAUCUCUUUCCAUCUCCGUUUCAGUUUUGGAUAGAAAAAGAUUCACAUCAUAAUAAGAGGAACUCCUUACUGACGAGGGAGCUGCUAGAAAAGCACUUCGUUGUUAUUUGUACAGAAAGAGAAGCCAAGGUGUACUCAUUGCCCACAACUCACGUGAAUCCCAAGAGUUUCUCGGAAGCUAACCUUGUUGAUGAUUCUGCCGUUGUACUCAAGGCCGAUGCUGUUGUGGUUCAAGGGAGCAGCUGCCUGUUGUGUCUGAACAGUCUUGGUAAGCUGCUCGCGCUGAGUCUGCCGAACCUGUCACCGCUGUUAGACGUGGAAUGUACGUUCCUCAUGAAGGACUACAGAUUUCUCAGGACACUUGUAUUUUCUGAGGAUGCCCAAGCAGUAAUUUUGUGUUCACCAUUUGAAAUCCAGAAGCUUUCAAUGUUUGCCAGACCGGGGAUGCUUACAGAAAACCAGGGUUCUCUAUUCCGAGCUAUGGAGACACCUGAACCCCCCAGCAAAGGUUUCUUUAGCAGCUUGUUCAGCUCAGCUGCCUCGCCGCUUGAUAGAGAGCAGCUAUUUGGCACUGAAAGUGGGAAUGCGUCUCGUAGCUUGACAAAUCGGUUUAAUGGUCCCGGAAUGGAGAAGCUCCAAGAGACUUCCAGUGGAUUAGCUGGUGUUUUAGCCAGGAACAGACAGGCUCUUACAGAGAGAGGCGAGAAGCUGUCGGAGCUUGAAAUGAAGACUGGAGAGAUGAAUAUGCGAGCCAAGGCCUUCGCGGACGCCGCCCAUCAAAUGUCACUCAAAUACAAGGAUAAGAAGUGGUAUCAAGUCUGAGGCUCGUGUCACGUGCUCACGCGGAGUUGGCAAGCUUUGGUUCUACUUCCAAGUCUGUGGCUAACAUAUCAGCCCGGUUCGUCUGUAUCGCCCGAUGACAAUAUCUCUGUAGAUGUAAGGAGUUCUUUGUGGCGUACAAGAAGAGGGCCGUUAAAUAGAAAUUAUAAAUGCAGCAAUCGUUUGCCAGCUCAUUAGACUGAACUGCAGUAAUCUCUUGUUUCACCGAGAGGACUGAAAUUUAGCUCAUGAAAUAUUUAAAGAAAUUAGUAAACCCUGUAUUUUCUGGUGUUAAUAGACAUUAAUGGGAACAGAGUAACAUUGCUGUUUAAUAACAUUUCUGUUGAAUACAAGUCAUAUAUUGUAAAAAUAUGUUCAAAUAGAAUUCCAGAUAUAGACAAUUCGUGAUGUUCAUCAUGAAUUAGUGAGUACAAUGUUUCUACCAUUAAAAUGGAUGACGUGUUGUUUUGAA
This is a messenger RNA of Orbicella faveolata, 2568 nucleotides long. RefSeq names its product syntaxin-binding protein 5-like. The record is from RefSeq and is a predicted model, not a curated record. Lineage: Eukaryota; Metazoa; Cnidaria; Anthozoa; Scleractinia; Merulinidae. Gene Ontology annotation, cellular component: plasma membrane; cytoplasm; SNARE complex. Gene Ontology annotation, biological process: exocytosis; Golgi to plasma membrane transport. Gene Ontology annotation, molecular function: GTPase activator activity; myosin II binding; syntaxin binding.